GAUCGUAAAAUGUACAACCUGUACAGAGCCUGGUUCGGCAGCGAGAGCUGCAAUCCAUUGGAAAGUCGAUCAAGUGGGCCUGUUGGGCCUGCGAUCGGUUUGUCGCCCCCCGAUACACUGAUCAGAGUUGGAAAUGACGGUGAGCAUCAAUUCGUCGCUCACAGAAGCAUCCUGGCCGCUCACAGCGGAUACCUGAAGGCGCUCCUCGCAACAUCGUCGAAUGUCGCACCAGGAACAACAGCCGCAACAAGCGUAGCAUCGUUGUCUGUGUCCUCAGUCGGUGGCGAGGCGUUCGCGCCCCUUUUGAACUACAUGUAUACCGGCCGGCUGGAAGUCACCCUGGACAACAUUUACAGCGUCCUGCUAGCAACGCAUCUUCUCCACAUGCCAGGUGCCCUGGAUCAGUGCAGAGCCGCUUUACUGAAGUUAAGAGCGCCCCCCGUCGCAGGUGGGGUCCUCAGGCCCGUACCUAGUCGCGUUGUUGGGCCCCCGCUCUGCUGGCCUCCACCCGCGAGCCUCUACUCCUCGGGAACGCUACCUUUGCCAACUCUAAGAGUUCCCACAACGAUUUCCAUCUCCGGAAUGCCAACGCCGAUAUCUCGCGAGUCGCACAACGUGAAUCCAACUUACAACACCGGUGAAAAAUCCGUCUCCCCGAAGCCGUCAACCUCGCAGCAGACACCGCGAUCCCCUGCGAGGUCACUGACCCCGGAUGCGCCCCGCAGGAGUGAGACAAUGUCCAGGACGCCCCGAGGUCAAAGAUCACCGAGUCCAGCAGGCAGCGCUGAGAAAAUUUCCGUUACGGACUCGGAGCCGACUCGAGGAAGAAAGAGCCAAAGAACGACGAGCGAUCCGCAGGGUAACGGCUCCGGAUCGAACGUCGUUAUAGAUAUCGCUUGCUGCGACGGUCCUGUGCGUUUUCACCGAGUCCUGAACGUAAAUUAUUCGGCACACGACAACGCUGAGCAACCCUGCGCCGGAUUGCAACAGCAGCAGCAACAGCAACGCGUCUGCGAGGUCGAAACGGUUGUCGAAAACGAUGAGAACAUUUGCGAUGGGGAUGAAGAGGUCCAGGGGAUUGCAAACAGCGUCCCAAACGAGUCGGGGCAUUACACCUGCGGCUACUGCAGGCACACCUUCAAGUCCCAGUAUUGUUAUCAGAAACACGCGAGACGUCAUUUGCACCCCGCUAAUGGCGACGGACAAACAAGCUGUCGUCGACGGGAGGUUCGUCUGCUUGAUUUAAACGUACAGUACUACCCGUGCAAGAUAUGCGGAAGUAAAUUUCCAAGCUAUUAUUUCGUUCACAAGCAUCGUAAGCUGUGUCACGGGAGCGACGACAAUCAGAGUGGAAGCGACGAGUCGAAUGCAAAUAAUUUCAACGGUCAACUGACCCAGUAAAUUGUUUGAUCGUCCUAUUCUGUUACACAAGCUAAGGAAAAUAUUAAACAUCGAAUACUAUACAUACAUAUAUAUAUAUAUAUAUAUAUCAUUAUUAUG
Molecule: messenger RNA, 1500 nt
Organism: Diprion similis
Lineage: Eukaryota; Metazoa; Arthropoda; Insecta; Hymenoptera; Diprionidae
Product: B-cell CLL/lymphoma 6 member B protein
Exons: 3
Coding region: 10-1401 (463 amino acids)
Biological process (GO): regulation of transcription by RNA polymerase II
Molecular function (GO): DNA-binding transcription factor activity, RNA polymerase II-specific; protein binding; RNA polymerase II cis-regulatory region sequence-specific DNA binding
Source: RefSeq, a predicted model, not a curated record